Messenger RNA from Symbiodinium natans, 2313 nucleotides. The record is from the annotation of a GenBank genome assembly. Lineage: Eukaryota; Dinophyceae; Suessiales; Symbiodiniaceae.
AUGUCGACCUGCGCAGCUUCUUCGGAACCUAGGUACUUGAUCUGCGCGGUGCUGCGAGCGCUGGGUCUUUGGGAGAAGGAGGAGGACGAGGAAGGUCCUCCGAUCCUCGAAGCCCACGCUCAGAUCGAAGCCCGAGAUCCGCACGCAGCCCGCGCAGUCCUGGUUCCAAGCCCGAAUCUGGUCGCGCUAGUCCAGGUCCAAGCCCAGGCAGCUCCAGCUCGUUUUGCCCGCCUGGCUGAUGGAACGCGCGUGGACAUUGCCACGGUUCGCAGCCGAGGUGUCAGCCCACGGAAUGACGCCACGAGGGCAGACGCAAGACGCGGCAUGCGCGUGAACGAUGAUUGGAAGAUUCCGGUGGCGGAUGAGUCGGUGCCACAGGAGAUUCUGCAAAUGUGUCGCGUGGCCACGUUACAGGCGCAUGUGCGCCCCUUGCGCACGACGGAUACGGGCAUGUUGGCCGAUGCUUUGCUGCAAAAGUUGCGGCGUAGACUCGAGUCCAACCGGGGAGCGCGGACAGGACUGACCCGGAAAGGCCUGCCGAUGUCGCCGCAGCUAGGUGCAGUCGAUGAGAGCUACCCUGAUAAAGCCAACGAAAUCACCAAGAGUACCACUCAGCACAGGCAAGAGCACGGCAAGACUGGCACCCUCAUUGACAUGUGGGAGGACAUUGCCGAGCUCGGAGGCAAACACGUAGACGUCAUGCAGCCAGUGAGAUCAAAUGAUUCAACAGACGCUGUAGCCUUCCAAGGUCAGCUCGUUCACGGUCUUCGGCUUGUGGAGGGAGGUCUUUGCGCUGCUGCGAAGAAAGGAGAGAGCGGCGUUGAAGUUGGGCAGGCUGGACGUGGGUACUUGGACCAAGAGGACUACGUGACGACUCAAGUGUCGACGGCUGCCACCGUGGCGCUACUCUUGCCGGAAGCAGAGGUGGCCUUGCGCAAGUACCUAGCAGCCGGUGAGAAGAACUUGAAGUUCCGCAUGCAAUACCUUGCACGUGUCAGAAGAGUGCAUAGGAUCAUCAGCGCGUCCAUCGCGAUCUGUUUGCUCGUAUUGGUUAGCCCCAUCACGAUGGGAGAUGCUGUGACCUGGGCCGCGCCUUCUUUCUUCGUGCUCCUCUUUAUUCUAGUGACUUUGCAGCAAUUUGCUGCUCUGCGAUUCUACUUUGCAAACCAGGGCAAAACUGCCCGCAGACUACUCGACGUGUGCGAUUGUUCCAUCUGUCUUGGUUGCGACGGUCCCGGUUCGAUUCAUGUCCAGGUUGGUGUCCAUGCGGUCAUGGAUCGACUCCUGAUCCCCUGGCUGUCGCCGAUGAAGAUCACCAUGCUGUCGGUCUUAAGGGAAACGCCCGAUGAGAUUGCUGUGAUGGAGAAGGUUCUUGAAGCUUACAGGAGUUUUCCACAGGAAGAGGAGGAGAGCUCAGAGGAUGGCGAUGAAUCCUCUGACUACUCCUCAGCAAACGAGUCCUUCCUGGACGAAGACCCUGCUUCCAAGAACCUACCUGAAGUUCUCGGCUCCAAAAAGGUGAAGAUUCUGGUCAGGCCAAAGGCUGCGCGUCUUCGCAUGCGGUAUGAGCUGAUGCGUUCGCUUCCUGCCAGUGGUGAUCACCUGUUGCGGUAUCAACGUGAAGAACCGCUAAAGUAUGGGCGCCUGCUGCGUGUUCCUGGUCUGCUACCACCGCUUGCUCGUCGCGGCCCGAGAUCCAGAAAGCAAGACAAAGUCUUUAUGAGGAAGUCGACGCAGGCCUGCUUCUCGCCCACCAUGGAGAGCGACUGGUGCCACAAAGAAUCGCUUUUCCGCUUACGCCGGAGCCACUCGCUGGGCACCGGAGUUGCUUUCGAAAACAAGCCGGAGGAACGGGAGCCCAGGGACCACUGGAAUCUACACACCGAUAUCUUCGAUGAGCACUCCCGCUCUGGCAUCCCGCAGAUGCCCAAAGUCUACGAGCGGAUGCCCGAAAGGGGCUUGGUGGAUCAAUUUGAGAUGGUGGGAACGUUUAAACCUGCCCAAACUCGGUCGAUCAAAGAGGUGGCGCUCAACGGGCUCAUCACCGAUACCCGACUAGGUGACAGGCUAUGGAGGACCUUUGCAGCUCGAUUCUCAGCUGUGACUGGCAUGGAGACACGGUGCAGAGCUUGGUGUCGGCUUCCACAGCAGCGAGCCACAGCAGCUACUAACAGGGAAGAGCCAAGGCCUCAAGAUGCGUGGCAGCAGCCAGUGGAUGAAGCACUGCAGACACCGUCUCACAAGGCCUUCCUUCUCAUUAACCUGACCCAUGCAUGCAACAUCUGUGGCUGCCGCAUCCCUGACAGGCUGUGA